AUGGCGUCGACAACUCGCGACAACGCUGCUCGACUGAAGGCUGGCAUGGAAAUGAAGUUACAAGCCUGCAAGUCGCACAUCGAGCUGAAGAAGAAGGAGGCCGAGGAGUACGAGCAGCUGGCCAAAAAGGUGGAGGACAUGCCGAAGAAGUUGACGCAGGAAUUUAUGAUGCCUUGCGGAUCUGUCGGCUACAUACCCGGGCGGUUGGUGCACACGAAUGAGCUGUACGUGCUGCUCGGCGAGAAUAUGUUCGCUGAACGGUCGGCGCAUCAGACGGCCGAGAUUUUGCGGCGACGAGUUAAUGUUGUCCGAGACUCGGUGAAAGGGCUCGAAAGCGAAUGCCAAGUGACGGAAAAGCAAAUUGAACUACUUGGCAAGCUCUACGACGAGUGCGCCGCUCGCCAGGACGAGAUCGAGAUCCGCGAGGAGUACGACGAAGAGGCCGAGCGGGCUUUUAGAGAAAAGCGGAAAGCUCGCCAGCCGACCAAGCCGGCAGUGAAGAGCAAGGAUGAGAGCCAACGGGAGCAUGAUGCCUGUAUCGCCCGUCUCGAGGAGCUGGAAAAGGCGGAAAAGGCGGAAGCGGUUGGGCGGGGGCCCGAGAAGCCCAAGGAGUCCGAGAAUCCAGAGAAGGCGCGAAAAGCCAGCACGUCUUCAGAAGAAGAAGAGCCGGAAGCGGAAUGCGUGCCGCCGGCGGGCGUCGAUCCGAAGGCCUACCGCGAGCUGCUGGCUCGUGUCGACGCUUUGAUGGAAACUUCCGACGACGAGGACGAUGAAAGCGAGGAGGGCGAUGAGGAAGAAGCUUACGACUCGGACGAUGUGCCGGAAGUGGAGGAGGAGGAGCAAGAGCAGGCUGCUUCAUCGAAACAUAAAGGAAAACCGCGAGGCGUCCAUUUCCCGAGAAGGCUGGAAGCGGGGCCGAGUAGGCCGGUGGUAGAGGUUGAUGAAGCCGAGGUCAAGUCGAUUCUGAAGAACAAGUCGCCGACGCCCGUCGAUCGUUCCAAGGUCGGCGAGCUGGAGCGGGAAGCCUCGAAGCAAGCCACCGUGCUCCCGUCGUCGAGAACAGCUUUUCCGGGAGAGAUUUUCGAGCACGGCGGGCCAUCCACUUCCGGUACAAGCGGCUCUUCCUCCCAGCCCCCAAGCCGCACUCCUCCAAAACGCGUCUCCAAAUUCAAGCAGGAUCGCGCGAAUCAU
This is a messenger RNA of Mesorhabditis spiculigera, 1191 nucleotides long. Lineage: Eukaryota; Metazoa; Nematoda; Chromadorea; Rhabditida; Rhabditidae. The record is from the annotation of a GenBank genome assembly.